Messenger RNA from Siniperca chuatsi (mandarin fish), 3347 nucleotides. RefSeq names its product layilin b (gene laynb). The transcript is spliced from 7 exons. Gene Ontology annotation, molecular function: hyaluronic acid binding. The coding region runs from base 369 to 1475 and encodes 368 amino acids. The record is from RefSeq and is a predicted model, not a curated record. NCBI's taxonomy places the organism in Eukaryota, Metazoa, Chordata, Actinopteri, Centrarchiformes, Sinipercidae.
GACAUUACUAUAGCCUAUGUGAAAUGGGAUUUAACUAAUUUAGUAAAAGGGGACACAGGCUGCACACUGACUGCACAAAUUCAUACCUCAGUGGUUUGAGUUUACAUCUAGAGGGAAAAGAACCGCUGAAAAUAAACAAUACUUUCAUGGAAAAAUCAUGGACUAUCUCACUCUUGAUUUUUUUUUCUCCCAACCAGACGCCAUAUGCACGCCUUCACUAGUCGACCCACUUUUGACUGGACAGACUCCGCUGGCUCUAUCGUUAGUCUGUGUUCAUCACAGGGUUUGAAGAUCUUAAGUUCAUAACAAACUAGUUUACACUUGAUUUUAAGAGUAAUCGUCCAGCACACUCGGGUGAACAUGUAGAGAUGGAUUUUAUGAAGCUGUUUGGCACCGUUAUCGCCGUUUUGUUCCACCCUGGAUCCGCUUCUAAAAUAAAUGGCCAAAGGAUCUGUCGGCGCGGGACAGAGCGCCCAUGCUACAAGGUGUCCUACAUCCAGGACAGCAGGCGAAGGCUGACCUUUGAGGAUGCCAGGCAGGCCUGCAGGAUGGAUGGAGGCGACUUGCUCAGCAUUGAAACAGAAAGCGAGCAGCGACUGAUGGAGAGGUUUAUACAACAGCUGCAGGCUGGAGAUGGAAACUUCUGGAUCGGGCUCCGCCGCAGCCCACAGCGCUACAGGGCAGGGACCACAAGCCCAGGUUGCCCCUCGCAGUACUAUUGGCUGGAUGGAAGCAAGGCCAAGUUCAGGAACUGGCAUUGGGAUGAGCCAUCGUGUGGUGGUGAAAUGUGUGCGGUUCUGUACCACCAGCCCUCUGCACCACCCGACGAAGAAGGUCAUUUCCUGUUCCAGUGGAAUGAUGACAGCUGCAACUCCAAGAACAACUUUGUCUGCAAAUACCCAGAAGAAAAAGUACCAAUAUUUACUGAGGAAAGGAACACAGCACAUGCAGUUCCAUCUCUGAGGCCAAACUUAUUCUCAACUACAGAAAGUGAUGAGAGGAUAAAAAUAGGACUACCUGAGUCAUCAGUAUCUCUCUCAGACAACACCCUGUAUGUUUCCUACAUCCUUUAUGCAACUAUUCCUGCUCUACUGCUGCUACUGUUUGCAGCUGCUGGGUUCUUCUGUUACAAACAGCAUGCUAAGAGGAGGAAGACUGAAGCAGAAAGCUACCCCAGCAGAUCAAAACCGUGGACGUCAGCAACAGCAUCCCCUGGCGCAAUGCAAGGACCUUACGCCUUUAGUGACAUUACCAAACUGCCUCACACUGCUCUGGACAGCAGCAUGCCAGCAGACAUCAUGACAAAGUACUCCUGUGCUCCUUCCCAGGACUCCCAGUGUGACGAUUAUGAGAAUGUUUCAUGCACAGACAGGGAGAGUGGGUUUGUGACCAAUGACAUCUAUGAGACCUGCAAAGCUCAAAGCCGCCGCUGCCGCAGUCAAACUGGUUGGGUAGAAAAUGAGAUCUAUGGAUAACACUGUUGAUGCCCAUCUGUUCUCUGUGAGUGUCCGUCAGCCUCAUAGCAGCUAACGAAUAUGACCCAGCUAGACAGAAGAACAAAGUAAUCUCCAUCCCUUUCUUCCUGUACACCUGACCGGUUAUUUGCGUGGUGCAGGAUUACAAACCCCGUGGCCGCGUCGGCCUGGACUUAGGUUAUUUAAACAUAGAUCUAUCUCCUGUGUGUAUCUCCAGUGCUGCAUCCUCAGCAUCCAGCAUCCAAAGUUGCAAGUCAGAUUAAUGCUUAUAGCAGGGUUUCCCAAAGUUUUGUCAACUGUGACUCAAUAUUUAGGCCCUGAACUUGAACCCCACCAGCAGAGAGUUCUCAAAUCAUCAAUCAAAUUGUGAAUCUGAGCAUGACGUACCUUUGGAUUCAAGAGUAAUAAAUGGGUUGUCUAAAAAUGAUAAUAUAUUUUAAAUAAAUUGUAUUAUUAAACAAGACUAAGAGUCUACAGCCAUGCUAGCGGCUCUGUGACUUUAUGCUUGGGCACAGCGCUGAGCUAAAUGUGUAAGCAUGCUAACAUGGUCACAAAGGCCAAUGCUAACAUGCUAAUGUUUAACAGUCAUAAUGUAUACCAUGUUCACCAUCUUAGUUUGGUGUGUAAGCAUGCUAAAAUGCUAAUUAGCACUAAACACAAAGUACAGCUAAGGCUGCUGGGAAUGUCAUUAGUUUUCUAAGUAUUUGGUUAUAAACCAAUGUAUUAAAUAGAUGAAAAGUUAGGGGGAUCAUCAAAGUUAUCAUAAUCCUGAGGGGGACAUGAUGGUAGUCCAUCCAAUAGUUGUUGAGACCCUUUACUCAAAACCACAAAUGUCAACCGUAUGGUGGCGGCAGCGCUAAUGUCAUCGAGAUACAUCAUCUAGACAAAAUCUCUCUCUCUCUCUCUGACAAAUUGUGUAACUUCACAGCAGCGCUAAGGCAUUGGUUUCAAAGAGGCAUCAAUGAACUCAAGUAAGCAGCAAUGAGUCAGAUCAGUUUAGCGGUGCGACAGUGCUGCUAUAUUUGGCAUGGUGGAUGCACAUUUAACCCUGUGUAUAAGUGCAAGUUUUGAGGACUCACGCAAGGUUACUCAUGUUGUAAACAAUCCAAAAUUAAACUACUCAGCCGUUUUCCAAUCACGUCACAAGAGACACAAAGACAAAAAGAUCCUGUAGGCUCUCUACGGCAGUGAAGUUGUCCUAUUCAGGGAGUAUUCUGACCUUUUCUCUAAAUCUUUGGAGUGGUGUUAGCCCUGUGUAAGGCUUCCUGUUUGGACUCUGAUGUCAGGGAACAGGACAGUACAAGUGGAAACACUGAUGACAGAACUCUGCUGACCCCAGUAAACCUCAAAACUGUGGGCUUUCCCAACUCCACCUGACUGAACCGUCCCACUGAUCUGACAGUACAGACUUUUUUAGGACCAGUUUGGAAUAUGUCAUGGACUCAUUCAUCAGUGUUUGCUUGUAAAAACAUGUGCCUGCCGUGUAAUAGUAAAUAUAAAAUCAUGAAUAUACAUUACUGAACACAAAUGCCUGUGUUAUUUCUAAGUGUGUACUGAGUGGGCUGUUGGGUCGGUGUCAACAUCUUUCGGUGGAAAGAUGUAGCAAGCGCAGUAAGGAGAGGCUGAGUGUGUUCUUGGAGAAUGUUAGACAGGAAAUGCCAAAAGCACAUCUGGAACUCUUACAUUCAGGAAGUCUAUGCGUGACAGCGGAGAGGCCUUCGGAGCGCUGCUCUGUCUGCCCGCUCAGUAAUCCACUGUUCUGUGUUAGACUGUCACUGCAUGAGCUGAAGAGAACAACUGCUGGGAGUGAGUGUGUGCCAUAUUUUAAGCACAACGUGAGUUUUGGGUGUCAAAUAAAGUUUGGUUACAAGA